AUGACAUCUGAAGAACCACCAGUCAUUGAUUUCAGUCCAUUUCAUGGCUCCGACAAGUCGAAGAAAUUGGCGCUUGUAGAGCAAAUUCGACAAGCCUGCGAACGCUUCGGGUUCUUUCAACUGAUCAACCAUGAUGUCCCGCUGACUCUUCAACAGCAAGUGAUCAAACAAAGCAAAGAGCUUUUUGAUCUACGUCUAGAAGUAAAGGAAAAAUACGGGAAAGACAUUGGAGGGUACAACAGAGGAUAUGAAUGUCUACGAUCCCAAAAUUUUGAGAAGCAGGGGAAAGGAGACCUGAAAGAGGGAUUCUACAUGGGGAAGAAUCUUCCGCUCAGCGAUCAAUAUGUAAUCGAUAAACGAUUCGGCCAGGGGCCCAACAAAUAUCCCGCGGAACUCCGCGACCCGAAGGAGUUCCAACGUGUGAUGGAAGAGUAUCACAAAACAAUGACUGCACUAGCAGUAAAUCUUCUCCAGGUCUUGGCAUGUACACUGAACCUGAGCACGAACUUUUUUGAUGAUUUCUGCGAACAUCCAGUAGCUGCUCUUCGGCUUUUGCACUAUCCGCCCCAAGACCCAGCAGCAACCGAGGUCGAGAAAGGAAUUGGCGCUCACACGGACUUUGGCGCCAUAACAAUGCUCCUCCAAGAUGAGACAGGUGGUCUGCAAGUUUGGAAUAACCUUUCCUCGGAGUGGGUGGACGUCACUCCGAUUGCCGGAGCUUACGUAGUGAAUCUGGGAAACAUGAUGAUGCGCUGGACAAAUGAUCGCUAUUUGUCAAACUUGCACCGGGUGAUUAACAAGGGAGGCAAUGAACGCUUUAGUGUUCCGUUCUUCUUUUCCGGGAACCCGAACUAUACAGUCAAGUGUUUGCCUAGCUGCGCAGAUCCGCGGGUAGGAGCGAAGUAUCCCCCAGUCAAGGUGCAUGACUGGAUGAGCGGACGCUUUGCGGAUACCUACGGAUCAUCGAAGAGUAUGGCAUUCGGAGACCUCCGUCAAGAUGUUGUUGCUGGAAUGGAUGCUAGUAGAGUUUAA
Molecule: messenger RNA, 1032 nt
Organism: Penicillium waksmanii
Lineage: Eukaryota; Fungi; Ascomycota; Eurotiomycetes; Eurotiales; Aspergillaceae
Product: isopenicillin N synthase family dioxygenase
Exons: 4
Coding region: 1-1032 (343 amino acids)
Molecular function (GO): dioxygenase activity
Source: RefSeq, a predicted model, not a curated record